This is a messenger RNA of Effrenium voratum, 2127 nucleotides long. The record is from the annotation of a GenBank genome assembly. Lineage: Eukaryota; Dinophyceae; Suessiales; Symbiodiniaceae.
AAGCAACGGGGCUCAAGCUUGCGAUGCCCAUUGACAUGUUGUGUGCGGGAUGUCAGCAAGGCAUUGACGGUGCCUAUGUCAAUCUGAAUGGGGAGGCCUUUCACCCACAGUGUCUGACCUGCCAGACAUGCGGCACACCUCUUCAUUCAGUUAUCAUGAAGGAUGGCAAGCGUGCGUGUCAGCGCUGUGCCAGAGAUGUUUGCUCCCAAUGUCAGAGGCCUAUGGAGCAGGGCCUUAUGUUCGAAGGGCAAGCCUGGUGCAGAUCCUGCUUCAAAUGCGCAGGAUGUGGAAAACCACUCACCUCUGCCUACAAGUCGGAUAAGCCAGGACAGAUUGGAGUGUUUUGCAAGGACUGCGUUUCACCACACUGCUCAAAGUGUGGCUCCGUCAUAGACGGCCAGGCAGUGCAGUGUGGUGAGAAGGUACUGUGUUCUCGCUGCUUUGCGUGCGAUUUCUGCGGAGCGCCCUUUCCUGCAGGCCAGUUCUAUCUCAAGGAUGGGGGCAAAGCGUGCGGCAACUGUGUCAAUCAGGUGCCCCAACAGCCCCAACAGCCCCAACAGCCCCAACAGCCCCAACAGCCCCAACAGCCCCAACAGCCCCAACAGCCCCAGCCCAGACCUGGACCCUACUUGGGAAGUGGACCUGCUCCAGCUCCAGGAGAAGGGAGGCGAAUUGUUGUGAAGGCGCAAAAGGAUGAACAUACAUUGUGGCAGUGGCAGGGUGGCUACUGUCAACAUGGUGAUCAUGCUGGUCGUCCACUCUUCGUGCGGGACACUGCUGAUGGGCAAUCACUGUUCUUCAUAUACUUCCACCCAAAUUUUGGCAAGUGGUUCAUUGGGCCAAGUGUUUGCUCAAGCGGAUCUGUGAACUUCAGUUGUCAGUCAGCGGACGACGCUGCCUCGCCUGAUCUUUGCCAGUGGGAUCCACAGAUGGUGCAGAAGAUUUUUGAGCCGGAAGAAGUGUUCGACAAAACAUCUGAUGAUCUCGGCGCCGGAGCGUUGUUUGAAGAUUCACAGUUUCCUCACACUCUCGUGACCAUCAACGGCCCCGGUGUGUCUGCCACUGGUUUGCAGGAGGCCGUUUGGGUGCCCGCAAGGAUGCUGCGCAAGGGCCAUUGGCAGCUUUUUGAUGGCAUCGCUCCGAGGGAUUUGCUUCAGGGUGAGGUGGGAGAUUGUUGGCUGAUUGCCGCCCUUUCGGCUUUGGCCGAGUACCCAGAAUCCGUCAAGAAGGUGUUCAAGGUGGACGGCUCCCAAACCGAUGGCCGCUUCGUCCUGGAAUUGUUCGACCAUAGAAGCAACAAAAUGGUUGAUGUGGAAGUGGAUGAAUUCAUUCCGUGCGAGAGGGCGUAUUGGUGGGCAGAAGAGACAAGGCCCUACUUCUCCAAGCCCAAUGGCAACGAGAUGUGGUGUUUGAUGAUGGAGAAGGCCAUGGCAAAGCUCUUCGGGAGCUAUGCCCAUUUGGCAGGAGGCGUUCCCAACACCUGUUUUCGCGCCGUCACGGGCUGCUCGGAGCAGUUCCUUUGGUCUCGCAAAGGGCCUGGUUGGAUGAAGAGCGUGCUCUCAACUGAGAACCUGAACCAGUUCAUGUUUGGAGCAGAUGCGCCAAAGGCUUCCAAUGAUGACUUCUGGGGGAUUCUGAGCCGUCACUGCUUUGAGUGCCAUCUGAUGGGCGCAUCCAUCGAAAGCCCCACGCAGGCUGAAAGGCCAGAUGGGCUGGUUGCUGGGCAUGCUUUUGCAGUGCUGGUGCUGUGUGAUGUGCCAUCCGGAAGUGGAAGUCUGCGGCUUGUGUUGCUGCGGAACCCUUGGGGCAACGAGAAGGAGUGGAAGGGGCGCUGGUGCGACAACCACCAGCUGUGGGCGCAGCACCCCGAAGUGCAAAAUCUGCUCCGCCCGAGCUUCAAGAACGACGGGCUCUUCUGGAUGCAGUGGGAGGACUUCAGCGCCAUCUUCAACCAAAUCCACAUCAGCGGCAAGUCCAUGCUGCACGGUGAGAACUUGGCCAAAGCCCAAGCAGCCUUGAAGGACUUCCGCAUUUUCAAGCUUUUUGCGGACUCCCAACAUCUCAGUCGCACGAGGGCGGGCUACGCUUGAGGCCUCGGGCCAUUGCUGAUAUUUUCACGCAGUAAAA